Lutzomyia longipalpis is the source of this 1770-nucleotide messenger RNA. Its product is annotated as serine protease gd-like. The record is from RefSeq and is a predicted model, not a curated record. Gene Ontology annotation, biological process: proteolysis. The coding region runs from base 114 to 1490 and encodes 458 amino acids. Gene Ontology annotation, molecular function: serine-type endopeptidase activity. NCBI's taxonomy places the organism in Eukaryota, Metazoa, Arthropoda, Insecta, Diptera, Psychodidae. The transcript is spliced from 3 exons.
UACAUCAAGUAUCACAGCGCAACAUUCAUAUGUAUCUGUUUAGUCUUCGAGUUGUGCUUGACUUAGUUGGUAGCUGUGUUUUGGUAACUCAUAGAAUUCUUUAAGAGUUUUCAAUGAAUUUUAUAUCAAGCCUGCUAAUUAUUUGUUUUAUAACAUAUAUAUCUGCGCAGAGAUUUAAUAGCGAAAAGUGUCCGAACGGAUAUAAAUACAUAUAUGUAAAUUCAGACAUUGGUUGGGUAGCACUUGGGUGGGCAUGGACAGGACAAACACAUAAAUUGCACAAUAUAACCCUUGAUGUGGAUUUUGCAACCGCAAAACUGAAGGAUACAUCAUAUUUGGGAGAAUUGAAGAUUAUAAAUUUUUAUUUCAUUAGACAAAGUGGAAAUGUUCAACAGUAUAAUAUAAUUUAUGAAAUAAAAUUCCCAAUUCAGGAUCCACUGCCGGUCAUAACUAGUGUUAUUCUUAAUGGUGACACACUAUGUGAUGAUUCCGGUAGUGCAUUUACACAGCAAAGGCCAGAAUUAGUGAAGUUAAAACUUAAUUAUAAUAACUAUAUAAAAGAACAAAAAUUUACAUCUGAACUGGUAACAAAGCCUGUCAGUCAUGUGGAAUCUUCUCCAUCAUCUAAUAACUUCGGAAGUUCAGACCAGAGUAGCAGCGACAGUGGCACAAUCGAAUGUGGAAAAGUGGAUUUGGUAAAUAUCUAUGUACCUCUAGUGCUGGAGGGAACGACAAUCCAAAGGGGUACAUGGCCGUGGUUAGUCUCCAUUUAUUCCUACUCAAAUCUGAGAUUAGGAUUUCGAUGUGGCGCCACAUUAAUAUCAAAUAAGCUAGUAGUAACAGCUGCUCAUUGCUUCUUCGAUAUCUACAAUCGACAAGUUAAAACUGACGACGUUUUAGCCAUUUUGGGGCAGUACAAUCUGAAAAGACCCCAAGAUCAGGGAACACAAAUUUUGUAUCCAGAAAGUGUGAAUAUUCAUCCACAUUACCGGAAACGUAACAAGAUAGACUCGGAUAUAGCUGUUGUUGUGUUUAUGGAACAUGUUCGCUUUACAUCAUAUAUUCGACCAGCUUGCUUAUGGAAGGAACCCGAUACCAAAGAGAGUAUUGUUGGUUUGAAAGGUUUUACAGCAGGAUGGGGUCGCGAUGAAGUUGGAAACUUCUUUACGGAGUUACCUAAACAAGCUGAAAUUCCGGUGGUUUCCGAUGAGACGUGCCUACGUUCCCAUGAAGCCUUUAACAAAAUCACCUCCGAAGUGACUUUCUGUGCUGGCUGGCGCAAUGGUACCGAAGGACCCUGCAAUGGAGACUCUGGAGGACCACUUGUCUUCGAUAGGGAUGGUCAUUGGACACUCAGGGGAGUUGUUUCUACGUCACUGUCUAAACCCGGUACCAACACAUGUAAUCUCGAUGAAUAUGUUGUCUUUACUGAUGUUGCUAAAUUCAAGGAUUGGAUCAUAAGUUUCGGAGAUGAUACAUACAACCUGUGAGACUUAGGUCACAUUGACCAAACAUUGAACUAUUUACAAUUAUUUUCCAUCUAGCAUUUUUUUUUAAUUUUAAAUUCAUCAUCAAUGUUCCAUACUUUGAUGAAGUUUUGAAUAUUUUAGUAAAUAUAUAAUUUUGAAAAAACAAACAAACAAAGUCCGUGUAAUUAAUAUUAUCUAAGUUUUAAUAAAUAAAUAAAUAUAGGAAAUAUUACAAUGAUUAUACCUGUGCAGGAUUGAGAGAAAUGGAAUGAGUAAUAAAGGACAUGAGAUGAGAAAAAAA